CUGAUAACUCUCAUUCUUGUAAACGAUCUUCUGUUUCUUUGAGGGUAGAUUUUCGUUAAGUACGAAUCCGUCUGCAUUUCUUCUUCUCCAAGUAAGCAAUGGCCAGCUCCAAAGGAGCCCUCUUCUUGCUGCUCAUCCUGUGCUCCUUCUUAAUUACCCGCCAGUUCCAGUUCCAUGCUGCUGUAGUUGAUGAUGCUGGGAAAAUAGAUUGCAAGGGCAAGUGCAAGUACAGGUGCAGCAAGGCAUCGAGGCACAAGAUAUGCAUUAGGGCAUGCAACACCUGCUGCCAUCGCUGCAACUGCGUUCCGCCGGGCACCUCCGGCAACUACGACACUUGCCCUUGCUACUACCACAUGACCACUCACGGCGGCCGUCGCAAAUGCCCUUAGUUACUUGCCAUUUUUCCUUUCCUACUUUGGGAUCCUUUCAUCCUGAUGCAAACAGCUGAUUUGGGUCUAUGACAUAUACUACUGUGCCAUAUAGGCUAUAGCAACGACUGGUCAUUAUAUGUAUAUGGUGUCCAAUAUAG
Linum tenue is the source of this 529-nucleotide messenger RNA. The record is from the annotation of a GenBank genome assembly. NCBI's taxonomy places the organism in Eukaryota, Viridiplantae, Streptophyta, Magnoliopsida, Malpighiales, Linaceae.